Pseudonaja textilis is the source of this 1080-nucleotide messenger RNA. RefSeq names its product 5-hydroxytryptamine receptor 5A (gene HTR5A). Lineage: Eukaryota; Metazoa; Chordata; Lepidosauria; Squamata; Elapidae. The record is from RefSeq and is a predicted model, not a curated record. Gene Ontology annotation, biological process: positive regulation of MAPK cascade; adenylate cyclase-activating adrenergic receptor signaling pathway. Gene Ontology annotation, molecular function: G protein-coupled serotonin receptor activity. Gene Ontology annotation, cellular component: plasma membrane.
AUGGACCGCUCUGCCAACUUCACCUGUCUCUCUGCCACUACUUUGGCAGAGCCCAACUGGACCGAUCCUGGUCUCUUGCCCGGCCCGGCCGGCAUCGGUGUUAAACCCUUGUCAGUCUUCAAAGUCCUUAUCUUGACUUUGCUGGCCAUGCUGGGGGUUGCCACGUUCCUAUGGAACCUACUGGUGCUGGCCACUAUCUUGAGGGUACGUACUUUUCACAGGGUGCCCCAUAACCUAGUUGCCUCCAUGGCCAUCUCUGACGUGAUGGUAGCUGCUUUGGUGAUGCCCCUCAGCCUGAUGUACGAGCUGUCCGGCCGUCGCUGGCGUCUGGGGAGGCUGCUGUGUGAGAUCUGGGUUUCCUGUGACGUGCUGUGCUGCACGGCCAGCAUCUGGAACGUGACGGCCAUUGCACUAGAUCGUUACUGGUCCAUAACGCGGCACUUGGAGUACACGCUGAAGACCCGCCGCCGAAUUUCCAAUCUUAUGAUUGUGGUGACUUGGCUGCUCUCUGCUAUCAUCUCCUUGGCUCCACCACUCUUUGGCUGGGGAGACACUUACUCCGAGGGCAGUGCUGAGUGCCAAGUCAGCCGAGAGCCUUCUUACACCGUCUUUUCAACCUGUGGAGCUUUUUAUGUGCCUCUCUGCGUUGUGCUGUUUGUCUACUGGAAGAUCUACAAGGCAGCCAGGUUUCGCAUUGGAUCCCGUAAGAGCAAUUCCAUCAGUCCAAUUACACCCGGAGUUCUAGAGCUCAGGGAGGAUUCCCAGCAUCCACAGAUGUUGUUCACCGCCCGCCAUGCCACGGUGACGUUCCAAACGGAUGGAGACACUUGGCGGGAGCAGAAAGAGAGGAAAGCUGCCCUCAUGGUGGGGAUCCUCAUUGGUGUCUUUGUCCUCUGCUGGAUCCCCUUCUUCAUCACGGAACUCAUCAGCUCCCUCUGCUCCUGUGACAUCCCGCCAGCCUGCAAAAGUGUUUUCCUUUGGCUCGGAUAUUCCAAUUCUUUUUUCAACCCUUUGAUCUACACAGCCUUUAACAAGAACUACAACAAUGCCUUCAAGAACCUCUUCUCCAGGCAGCCAUAA